This is a messenger RNA of Sphaeramia orbicularis (orbiculate cardinalfish), 4675 nucleotides long. RefSeq names its product lipolysis stimulated lipoprotein receptor (gene lsr). Gene Ontology annotation, cellular component: tricellular tight junction; plasma membrane. NCBI's taxonomy places the organism in Eukaryota, Metazoa, Chordata, Actinopteri, Kurtiformes, Apogonidae. The record is from RefSeq and is a predicted model, not a curated record. The coding region runs from base 171 to 2051 and encodes 626 amino acids. Gene Ontology annotation, biological process: establishment of blood-brain barrier; tricellular tight junction assembly. The transcript has 11 exons.
CACUCCUGUCUAGUUUCGAGUUUCGCCUACAACUUCCAAAGACACAAAAUGGAGUUGAUGAUACCUGGCUGAGGAAAACUAAACCUGUGUUCUCUAUAAUGCAUAUCCCAGCGGUUUGUUUAUAAAUUUAAUAGUUUAAUCAUAGAAAAGUCGUUAUCUCGCGAGGAAAUAUGGGAUUAAAAAUGUUGUGGACGUUAAUCAUCGCUGCUUUAAUGGCGGCAGAUUACACUCUGGCUAUCUCUGUCCAGACCCCAACCAAAAGGUAUAUUGUCAUCCUCUUCCAGCCCGUCACCCUCACCUGUAAUUACCAGACAUCAGCAACUCUGCCUCCCACAGUGCUAUGGAAGUACAAGUCAUACUGCCGGGACCCCAUCCAGGCUGCACUGAAUCCCAGCAGUGCUGAAAAUGUCCUGGCUCAGAGCAACCCCAACUACGACCCCAACAUCGAGUGUUCUGAUUCCGCGAGGACGGUGCGAAAUGUUGCCUCGAAGAGCGGCAGUUCUGUCACCCUCGGCCCAGAUUACCAGGGCCGCAAGAUCAGCAUCAUAAACAAUGCCGACCUGAACAUAGCGCAGACUGCAUGGGGAGACAGCGGCGUCUACUUCUGCCUUGUAAGCUCGUCCCAAGACCUCUCAGGAAACGGUGAAGCCUACACAGAGCUGAUAGUACUGGAGAGAAAGUCAAAUACUACUGACCUCCUGCCUGGCAUUGACUUACUGGUUAUGGAAGACUGGCUUCUGGUCGUCCUGGUGGUUUUGGGGUUCGUGUUACUGUUGAUCCUGAUUGGGAUCUGCUGGUGCCAGUGCUGCCCACACACCUGCUGCUGCUACAUCAGCUGCCCCUGUUGUCCAGACCGCUGCUGUUGUCCACGAGCACUGUACGAAGCAGGGAAAGCAGUAAAGAAGGGUGUUCCCAGUCACUACGCGCCCACCCUGUAUGCUCCCAGUAUGUAUGCACAGCCAGCGUACAGCGGUGCUUUACUCAACCAGCCGGGUAUGCCUCUGCUUCCUCUGCCCAACGGAGUCGGACAGCAGCCUCCCCAGAACGGUUACGGACGGGAUUAUGAUGGUGCAAGUUCAGUGGGACAAGGCUCCCAGGUGCCUCUUCUUCAUGACCAAGAUACUGGAGGGGACCACACUCGCAGUGGGUAUCGGAUCCAAGUGGACCCUUCAGGAAAUGCCACACGUGCCAUUUACUACAUGGAGAGGGAGCUGGCCAACCUGGAUCCAUCCAGACCUGCCAACUACAACCGCAUGGAUAAUAUGAGCGAAGUGACUUCCCUUCACGACAGCAUGGACGCUCGAGGGCGAGGAGGUCGCUCCCAGCCUCCCCCUCUGGCCACUGUCUACGACCAGGAUGAAGCCAUGAGCACCAUCAGCAGCGUUUCCCAGCAUGUUCACCGCCGUGACGACUACAACCGGCGGGGAGGAGGGAUGGGCGACCGUGUACGGGCACGCUCCAUGGACAACCUGGAUGAUAUCGGACGUCGUUACGGCCGCGAUGACUAUGCGGGACGGCGUCAUCUUGAUGAGCCCCGAGGCAGGAGAGGCUCUGAUGAUGAGUGGAGCAGCAGUGCUCGCAGUGGCUACGAUCGAGACUUUGAUGACCGCCGACGCCGUGACUACUCUCCUGAUGAUCGCAGAGGAGGAGGAGGAGGGGCCUAUGGCGGCAUGGCGGGGAAGCGCAGCCGCAGUCGUGAUGACCUGAUGGACCUGGAGAGGGAUCGGCGGUACGCUGGGGGCGCCAAAAGCGGCCGAAACGAUUACGACGACAGCUUUCUGCGGGAGGCCAUGGAGCGGAAGAGGAUGGGCGAGCAGCAGAGGGCCCGCAGCCGCGAACACCUGGACAGCGAGAGCGAGCGCUCAGACCGGGGACGCGGACGUGGACCCCCACCCCUUCCUAACAGCCCGCCCUCCGGAUACCCCGGCCGUCGCGAUGACUACCCACCGCCUCCACCUCCACCAUACAGUGAAGAUGAAAGUGUGUCGUCGUCAAAGAAAAGCAACCUCCGUAAGAAUGGAGCGGUCAGUCGGGAGAGUCUGGUGGUGUAAAAGCCAAACCCAAGCUGAGGAUCCUGUCCAAUCGUGCAGCUGCGACUCACCAGAAAACCCCAAAUAACCAGUUAAUUUUCCAGACUGUACAUAGUGGCCACACUGCUGAUUUGCUGUGGAGUGCUUUUUAUAACGCAUGAUUUUAACUGAAUGUGUGUUGAUACUUUAUAUGACAUGAGGUGCAUGGAUUAAAGUUAUGUACCUUUUCAUGUCUAAAAUUUUAUGGCUGCCACAAGUGCCUUAGAUUGUACAGAAUGUGUUGAAUAGUUUUGUAAAAAAAAGAAAAGAAGAAAAAACAUUUACAGUAGUUUCUUGUUGCUAAAGUACAGGCUGUCCUUAAAGUCUCUUUACAAUUUAACAAAUUUAGUACGAAAGCAAAUGAAAAGACAAAUCUGUAGAAAUUAUCACAAAAUGUAAAGUAGAUAUUGAGAUGUUCUUUCCUCAUUUAAUCCACCUCUAUAUGGACACAAUUAGUUCCAUGAACCACAUCCGGAUGGUACUGGAUUUGUUUCCAUGUUGUCUGUAUCACAGACUCAUUAAUGGUGUUAAUGACAUCAGUGAUCUUUUACUUCAGGUCGCUGAUGUCCCAUAUCUUUGUUUGAUACAGUAUAUCUUUAACAUAACCCCACAGACAGAAAUCCAGGGCAGUGAUAUCUGGUGAACCAGGUGUCCAGGGAAUUGGACCAUCCCUUCCAAUCCAGCAGUGUGCAAAUGUUAGAUUUCGGAACCCACCAACAUGCAGUCCCCAGUGUGGUGGUGCACCAUCUACUUGGAAAAUGAUGGUUGGUUGAAGGUCAUCCAGUUGUGGUGACACAUAUUCAGUCAAAAGGUCAAAGGUCAACAUUUGCAGGAAUUAAUUAUCUCGUUGAAAAAUGGACCAAUGAUUUGAUUACACAUAAUCCCUCACAUUCGUACAGGCUGCAUAUGCGAUUUAGUUUUGAUAAACCAGGAUACACAUAGUGCCUUUUCUUGAGGAGUCGCCGUGUUGGGGUUUAUUUGGCAGAACCUGUACCUGAAAUACACAGAUGUAAUGUGAUUAUAAACUUUGAUAACCACUGAGAACACAGAAGAAAUCUGAUUAAUAUUUGUUUAAAUUGUAAAGAGACUUUGUGGACACCCUGUAUAUUGAUAUAGUUUUAUAGGGAGUUAGGUUUUUAUUUUAGCUUCUUUGAAAAAACUGAUUUUUUUUUAAAUAAGAAAAGCAAUGUAAAAGUUGAUGAAUUCCUUUACUGUAUGCGUCCUGUGUUUUUGUAGUCCUAGUGUGUGCGUCCAGUGCGUUUAGCUGGUGAACAAAAUAGUCUCAGUUUUUAUUGGAUCUUUUUCCAUUUUAACACAGAGUUCAGUUAUAAAUUACAGUAUAUUGUACAGCCAAAUAAUACAGCCUUAAUAAGCAAUGUAUGUAAUGAAAGCUAAUAUUCCAAUAAAUGUCUCUAUGGUCAAACAUUCAUUCAAGUUUUCACCACUAGGUCACACCAUUUUAGUGGAUAAUUUGAUUGUACACUGGAUUGUAAGGGCCUGAUUUACUAAAGGUUUGCGUGUGUGAAAACGUGUCGGAACUUGACUGUGUACGCAAAAACACUUUGAAACUUAUCUAACAGGACACACUGAGGGUUGCAUCUCUCAAAUGGACAAAAUUGGUCGUGCAGCCCAUUUAGCGUGUUUAAUGCAUAUGGGUGUUUCUGCAAGAACACGCAAAAUUAUUGGUAGGAGUAAAUGCUAAUAAUUAUUUAGUGCGAAAUGUGACUUAAACCUGAAACUGAGUGCGUUGGCUGAUUUUACAUCUAUAUUUUGUACGUCUAAAAGGCAGGUUUGAACUGGCACAGCUUUGUGAAAAACUGGCUGCAGUUGUGGCGAGGAGGCGGCAUAGGCACAACCAAAGACAGAACAAGUCUUUUCUACUCGCAUCAACAUUUUUGGAAUGACGGAAGAAAGAAAAAAUAAAUGAGACGUAUGGCCUCCCCAGCAAUGAACGAGGGGAUGAUUUGGGCCCAGCCACAAGGAGGAGUCAUGCAGUGCCUUCUAUGACAAAACUCCUCCAACGUUACAUUUCUGUGCGUCUGGAUCAUUCCAGUCACUGUUACCAUUAGUGCUGGCACAUUCCACAACAGUUUUUCCAGCGUAUUGUCUCCAUGACAACAACCAGUAGCACAUGCAAAGUCCCCAUUUAAAUAGGGCGGUCUCAGGACUUUCCACCUGUUGUCAUUUGUGCAGGCAGUCAUAGUUGAUCACCCAUGACAUGCAAAUCAAUAGCACAUGCAUUUUUUAGUGGGAGCAAGCAAAUUUGUGUCCGUUAUCUGCAGUGUUAGUAAAUCAGGCCCUACGUAUCCUCAGUGUCAAACCGAUGUUUUCCUCUUCAUCUUGUGACUUAUUUUAUUGUUUAGGGACAUGUUAAAGUCCAAACCCAUGGAUAUGCUUCUUUGUGUUUUCCUUUUAUAAAUUAAGUUUAGUAGGAUCCAGAUCCAAACCCAACAUCAGAAACUGCACAUUUUUAAUCCCUAAAAACCACAUUGGAGUACAAUGUGCAAAACUGGGAUCCAGCAGAUCUAACACAACAGGUUUUAGUCAGUUUGUACAGUUUUUAUUGAAAUUUAUGACACAUUAAAUUAAAGUAUAGUGCAAAUAAA